Lampris incognitus (smalleye Pacific opah) is the source of this 2171-nucleotide messenger RNA. It is a transcript of the gene olfm1b, whose product is annotated as olfactomedin 1b. The record is from RefSeq and is a predicted model, not a curated record. Lineage: Eukaryota; Metazoa; Chordata; Actinopteri; Lampriformes; Lampridae. Bases 416 to 1882 code for a protein of 488 amino acids. The transcript has 6 exons. Gene Ontology annotation, biological process: signal transduction.
GCGCCUCCUCCUCGCCUCGCGCGUCCACUCGGAGCAGUCGGUGUGUAGUCCGCGGCGUUUAAUCACGGAGCGCGAGCGAGGCAGGAGGCGGACCACGGGUGUAACGACACCGUCGCGGCUAAGCGGGGGUACGUCAGUGUACGGCGCAACGCGGAGAGGGGGGAAGACGAAUCGAGGGGCAUCUUUUUUCCCUGCCAUUGGUGGCUCAGUUCUUGUGCCUCCAAUCCCAGACCUGACCUCACCGUUCCGGGUCCGACAACCCUGUGCUUUCACAGAGAGAUGUCCAAGAUGAAACCCGCCGAACCGGAAUCCCGGAUGGAAAUUCAGGAUCUUCUGGGCAACACGAGUGGCCUCGCGGGCGUCUCGCUGGACUCAGUCGAAUGAAGACGGGCUGAAAGACAAGCGCAGCGCGGAGAUGUCGGUGCCUUUGCUCAAGAUCGGCGUCGUGCUCAGCACCAUGGCGAUGAUCACCAACUGGAUGUCGCAGACGCUCCCCUCUCUGGUGGGGCUCAACACCACCAAGCUGACCGCGGCGCAGGGGGGCUACCCGGACCGGAGCACGGGAGUGUUGCCAGCGAACCCAGAAGAGUCAUGGCAGGUGUACAGUUCAGCCCAGGAUAGCGAGGGGAGGUGUGUCUGCACUGUGGUGGCGCCCCAACAGUCCAUGUGCUCACGGGACGCUCGCACCAAACAGCUGAGGCAGCUGCUGGAGAAGGUAAUCGCCGUCCAGAACAUGACCCAGUCCAUCCAAGUGCUGGACCAGCGGACUCAGAGGGACCUGCACUAUGUAGAGAAGAUGGAGGUCCAGCUGCGUGGCUUGGAGAACAAGUUCAGACAGGUGGAAGAGAACCACAAGCAGAACAUCGCUAAGCAAUACAAGGCCAUAAAAACGAAAAUGGAGGAACUUAGACCGUUGAUACCAGUGUUGGAGGAGUACAAAGCCGAUGCCAAAUUGGUAUUGCAAUUUAAGGAGGAGGUCCAGAAUCUGACGUCAGUUCUAAGCGAACUUCAGGAGGAGAUGGGAGCCUAUGACUACGAGGAGCUCCACAACAGAGUGUCAAAUCUUGAGGAGAGACUCCGAGCAUGCAUGCAAAAAUUAGCAUGCGGCAAGCUGACAGGUAUCAGCGAUCCCAUCACUAUAAAAACAUCUGGAUCCAGGUUUGGCUCCUGGAUGACUGACCCUCUAGCACCUGAGGGAGAUACAAGGGUCUGGUAUAUGGAUGGCUACCACAACAACCGGUUUGUGCGGGAAUACAAGUCCAUGCAGGACUUCAUGACAUCGGACAACUUCACGUCCCAUCGGCUGCCUCACCCAUGGUCAGGCACAGGUCAGGUGGUCUACAAUGGCUCCAUCUACUUCAACAAGUUCCAGAGCCAUGUCAUCAUCAAGUUUGAUUUCCGCACUUCCUCGAUCAGCAAGUCCCGGCAGCUGGACUAUGCCGGCUUUAAUAACGCAUACCACUACGCCUGGGGCGGUCACUCGGACAUCGACCUCAUGGUGGACGAGAGCGGUCUGUGGGCUGUGUAUGCCACCAACCAGAAUGCUGGCAACAUUGUCAUCAGCAAGCUGAACCCGAACACACUGCAGAUCAUCAAAAGCUGGACCACCAACCACCCCAAGAGGAGCGCUGGCGAGUCCUUCAUGAUCUGCGGCACGCUCUACGUCACCAAUGGCUACUCGGGAGGCACCAAGGUUUACUACGCUUACUCCACCAACUCCUCCACGUACGAGUACAUAGACAUUGCGUUCGAGAACAAGUACCUGCACAUCUCCAUGCUGGACUAUAACCCGCGGGACCGCUCUCUCUACGCCUGGAACAACGGCCACCAGGUUCUGUACAACGUCACGCUGUUCCACGUCAUCCGCUCCGAGGAGCUGUAACCACGGGGACGGGGUUAGGCACGGGAAUACCCGUCUGUUUAGAGAUCUCCAUAUAUACAAAAUAUAUAUAUCUGUGAAAAGAGACUUUAUUAAAAAAAAAAUACCAUUCUGUUUACCAUUCUGUAUGAUCGACAAGGAGGACCUGCAUCAGAACUGGAUGCAUAGAGAGUUGAAUGUGUAUAUAUGUUAUCGAAUUAAAGAAAAGAAAAAAACUAAAUUAUUUGCUAUAACGAAGAUGAUUGUAAUACAAAUAUAGUUGAGAAGUAGGGUUUACAUUGGAUUUAAAAGA